Gongylonema pulchrum is the source of this 552-nucleotide messenger RNA. Lineage: Eukaryota; Metazoa; Nematoda; Chromadorea; Rhabditida; Gongylonematidae. The record is from the annotation of a GenBank genome assembly.
AUGGCGAUAUUUCAAUCAGCACGGUCGUCUUCAAAUGCAUUGUUUUGCGGACGCUUCAAAGGACGCUUACGCGGCUGUGGUUUAUAUACGAAACAACUGUGGGGAAAAGGUGCUACCGACUAUAACAAUGUUAAAAAAUCGCCUUCGACCACUAAAAGGCCUGACAAUUCCAAGAAUGGAGCCCCUGCCAGUCCUUAUCGGCACAAGACUGUUGAAAUACGCCUACUCAUAGUGUGUUCUACGCUGGAUAAAAUCAAGGAAGGAACAACAGCGUGUGUUUUACGCUGGAUAAAAUCAAGGAAGGAACAACAGCGGUUUGUCGAGAACAGACUGAAAGAGAUAAGAAAUUCUGGAGUAAACUUUUGCUACGUAUCGACAAACAACAAUCCAGUAGACUUACUCACCAGGGGAGUUCCUGCUAACGAAUUGAGGAAUAAUGAGCUGUGGUGGUUUGGACCAGAAUUUCUCAAAGAAAGCACAGAAGAUUGGCCUGAAUGGACGCCGCAGGACGCAGAGGACGAAGAAGAUGUAACACACCACGCCAUCGUGUAA